Filobasidium floriforme is the source of this 525-nucleotide messenger RNA. RefSeq lists its product as uncharacterized. Bases 24 to 311 code for a protein of 95 amino acids. Gene Ontology annotation, cellular component: precatalytic spliceosome; U4/U6 x U5 tri-snRNP complex; U6 snRNP. The record is from RefSeq and is a predicted model, not a curated record. Gene Ontology annotation, biological process: mRNA splicing, via spliceosome. The transcript is spliced from 4 exons. Gene Ontology annotation, molecular function: RNA binding. Lineage: Eukaryota; Fungi; Basidiomycota; Tremellomycetes; Filobasidiales; Filobasidiaceae.
UGAAACCAAACCAUCGUCCUGAAAUGUCUGCCAUCAGCUCUUUUGUGAACCAGCAAGUACAGGUGAUUCUGUAUGACGGAAGGGUCAUCGUAGGCAAACUGAUGGGCUUCGACGUCCGGGCGAACAUCAUCCUGGCUGAUAGCGUGGAAAGAGAGUUUUCGGAGGACGAAGGGGUAGAGAUGGUACCACUAGGUCUCUACAUGAUCAAAGGAGAUAAUGUUGCCAUGAUCGGGGAGAUUGAUACGGACAAGGACGCUACGAUUGAUUACAGCUCAAUACGAGCGCCGCCGCUCAACGACAUCCGAUUCUAGCUGGCAGUAAAACCAGGAGAGCAGCUCCCUCCAUCUUGGGGACUUCUCACCAUAGACGGAACGAAAAGAGGCCUACCAUAUAGUAUGAUACAACGCACGUAUGGCCGCCGCUGCGAUAGGAAGUCGCUGUAUAACGUUGUACAACAGUCUCAUUUCACGACCAAGCACCGGCAUAUCAUGACAAACAACAUAGAAUGACCAACUGGAACUCUUU